Molecule: messenger RNA, 1641 nt
Organism: Archocentrus centrarchus (flier cichlid)
Lineage: Eukaryota; Metazoa; Chordata; Actinopteri; Cichliformes; Cichlidae
Gene: alp3
Product: alkaline phosphatase 3
Exons: 13
Coding region: 1-1641 (546 amino acids)
Biological process (GO): dephosphorylation
Cellular component (GO): plasma membrane
Molecular function (GO): alkaline phosphatase activity
Source: RefSeq, a predicted model, not a curated record
AUGGAGCUCACAAGAAGGACAUUCUUGGCUCUCUUUCUGCUAGUGCUGCUCGGCUCAUCCAGUGCCAAGGUUGAAGAGGAGAACCCAGAGUUCUGGAGGUCACAGGCCAGGAAAACACUGCAGGCAGCACUGGACAGGAAGCUUAACACCAAUGUUGCUAAGAACAUCCUGUUUUUCCUUGGAGAUGGUAUGGAAAUCACAACCUACACAGCGGCUCGUUUGCUCAAAGGACAGCUGCAGAACCAGAAAGGGGAGGAGACAGUGAUGACCAUGGACACCUUUCCUAAUGUGGGGCUUGCCAAGACUUACAGUGUGGACUUCCAGAUUGCAGACAGUGCAGCCACAGCCACAGCGUACUUGUGUGGGGUGAAAACCAACCUGAACAUCAUUGGAGUGAACGCUGCGGCUCGCAACGGAAUCUGCAAAACUCAGAAGGGCAAUGAGGUCACGUCCAUCUUGAAGUGGGCCAAAGAUGCUGUUCUCAAAUGGUUUCUGUUUCUGGCAAGGAACACCUGGAGCCUCUUGCAGUUCUAUCACACCGAGUGUCUUCAGUCUUGCGCCCACAGUGCCAGCAGGAAGUGGUACAGUGAUGCUGAUAUGCCUGAUUCUGCCAAGAAAGAGGGCUGCAAAGACAUCGCAUUCCAGCUCAUCAACAACACAGACAUUGAUGUGAUCAUCGGUGGCGGUAGAAAGUACAUGACCCCUAUUGGUACCAAGGACCCAGAAUACCCCAUGGACUACUUUUCAAACGGCAAAAGAAAAGAUGGGCACAACCUGAUACAAGAGUGGCAGAACUUGAAAACUGGGAAGGUUGCCCACUAUGUGUGGAAUAAAACAGAUUUUGAUGCUGUUGACCCUGAAACCACUGACUACCUUAUGGCUCUGUUCGAACCUGGUGAUCUCCGCUUUGAGGAAGAGAGGGACCCAAGCAUGGAUCCGUCCAUCGUCGAGACCACCGAAAAGGCCAUCCGCAUUCUGCAGAAGAACCCUAAAGGCUUUUUCCUGUUAGUGGAGGGUGGGCGUAUUGACCAGGCUCACCAUGCUGGCCGGGCCUCCAUGGCACUCCAUGAGACUCUUGCUUUUGACCUUGCUAUUGCCAAGGGCCUUGAACUCACCAAAGAGCAUGAAACUCUCACUGUAGUGAUGGCAGACCACUCUCAACCUCUUACCUUCAAUGGCUACCCGUUUCGUGGACAAAGCAUUCUGGGUAAAUCUCCAUUGUGGGCUGAAGACAUGUUGCCAUUCACCACGCUGAUGUACGGCAACGGACCCGGACACAAAAUCAUUAAUGGCAAACGCCCUGACAUCCGCAAUGUUGACACCAAAACGAAAGACUACAUCCAGCAGGCUGCUGUCCCCGUAGGAUCAACAACCCACAGUGGAGAGGAUGUGGCAGUGCUGGCCCGUGGACCCAUGGCCCACCUGCUCCAGGGUGUCAAUGAGCAAAACUACAUUGCCCACGCCAUGGCCUACGCUGCCUGUGUGGGUGACGACCUAAGGCACUGUGACGGGCAGGCUAUUCGUGCAGCCUUUGGGAAUGACAAGAACAGGGCCAGAGCUAGUGGAAGAGUUACAUUUGCCUCAACAGCUUUGCUCAGUAGCCUCCUUAGUGCUGUGUUGGCUCUCACAGUCCUCAUGUAA